UAUUAAAUCACAUUAAAAAAAUUGAUCACUUCCGAAAAAUGCAUACUAAUGGUAUAAUUAUUAUUUACUUGAUUAGUCUGUGAUUCAUUUAUAUCAUUAACGAUAAUUGUCAUUUACUAAGGACUCUGUAAUGGACUAAAGCAGCCCUGACCAGUUCGUAACGAUACGUUGAAUAAUUAAAUAAAGUUACGGCCAUAUUCAGUAUAUUUCAGCAAGCAUUCGUGACCACUUCGCCAUUCAGUGCGCUUCACACUUGGCUAAGAAUAAGAAUCUAAAUAACAACAUGCAGCCUUCAGUCGCUGAAUUUUAUACAGGAAAAUCUAUUUUAGUAACAGGAGCCACUGGAUUUGUGGGCAAAGUACUAGUAGAAAAGCUUUUGAGAAGUUGUGAUGGAAUCAAUAAGAUAUAUCUAUUGUUGAGACAGAAGAAGGGAGUAAGCAGCGAGGAUAGAUUGAAAGAACUUUGCAAUAAUAAGUGUUUUGAAAAUUUAAGAGCGAAACAGCCUGAAGUGUUUAACAAGCUGAAACUUAUAGCGGGUGAUAUACUAGAAGACGAGCUUGGUCUGUCAAACGAUGACAGGCAGGAGUUGCAGAAGAAUUGUAAUAUUAUAUUUCACAGUGCUGCUUGCGUCAGAUUUGAUCAAAAAUUAAAGGAAGCAGUUAACUUGAACACUACAGGCACAUUGCGUGUUUUGGAAUUAGCCGAGACCAUGGAAAAUCUAGAGGCAUUCGUUCAUCUAUCGACUGCGUAUUGCCGCUGCGAGUUGCCUGUACUGGAGGAGAAGCUGUACCCUGCCAUGCACAGCCCUCGCCGUAUCUUGGACAUCGUGCAGUGGAUGGACGACGAUAUGCUCAAUUACUUAGAGCCCAAACUGAUUGCUUCGGAGCCAAAUACAUAUUCCUACACUAAAGCAAUUACGGAGAAUUUAGUGGCAGAAUACCAAACCAAAUUUCCAAUCGCUAUCGGCAGGCCAUCUAUUGUGACUUCUUCAUGGAAAGAACCAAUGCCCGGUUGGGUAGACAAUAAGAAUGGACCUACUGGACUUCUUAUUGGGAGUGGAAAGGGGGUUAUUCGUACAAUGCACUGUGAGGCUUCAUACCAUGCGGACGCCAUCCCCGUCGAUGUCGUCACCAAUGGAUGCAUAUUGAUUGCCUACGCUACUGCUAUUGACAGAUCUAAGGAAAUGCGUAUUUAUAACAUAACUCUAUCUGGCAUAAAGAAGAUUACUUGGGGUCAAAUUAUAGAAAUAGGUAAAAAAUGGGUUACAAUAUAUCCUUACACUUUGGCGCUGUGGUAUGUAGGCGGCAACAUCAAGUCUUACUGGCUGACCCAUCAGUUGUGUCUUAUCUUCACACAUCUGCUGCCAGCUUACUUCGUUGACGGACUGCUGUUUCUUCUGGGAAAGAAAACUUUCAUGGUAAACGUUCAAAAACGUAUCAGUCAUGGACUCAGCGUUCUCCAAUACUACACGACAAAGGAAUGGCACUUCAAGAACACCAACUUUCUAUCCUUACAAAAGAGGAUAAGUAAAGAAGAAGACGACACAUUUUUUACUGAUGUCAGCACUUUGGAUGAAGAGGAAUAUUUGAAAGAUUACGUCCUCGGAGCCAGACACUACGUUCUCAAAGAGGACCCUAACAAUUUGCCCCGUGCUAGAAAAUUGAACAACAUACGUUACGUGGUGGACAUCGUGGCUAAAGUUAUCCUCGUUGGACUCUUCAUUUGGUUCUUGUACUCUCGGAUUCCGGCGAUGACUUCCUUCGUUGCUUCAAUCGACAAUUCCUUAAGAAACUGGCUGAAUGGAGAGACAUCAUAUGCUUCAAUCGUAUAAAAAAA
Molecule: messenger RNA, 1836 nt
Organism: Papilio xuthus (Asian swallowtail)
Lineage: Eukaryota; Metazoa; Arthropoda; Insecta; Lepidoptera; Papilionidae
Product: fatty acyl-CoA reductase 1
Exons: 13
Coding region: 284-1831 (515 amino acids)
Biological process (GO): long-chain fatty-acyl-CoA metabolic process
Cellular component (GO): peroxisome
Molecular function (GO): alcohol-forming very long-chain fatty acyl-CoA reductase (NADP+) activity
Source: RefSeq, a predicted model, not a curated record